Ailuropoda melanoleuca (giant panda) is the source of this 621-nucleotide messenger RNA. RefSeq names its product Rieske Fe-S domain containing (gene RFESD). NCBI's taxonomy places the organism in Eukaryota, Metazoa, Chordata, Mammalia, Carnivora, Ursidae. The transcript has 4 exons. The coding region runs from base 125 to 598 and encodes 157 amino acids. The record is from RefSeq and is a predicted model, not a curated record. Gene Ontology annotation, molecular function: 2 iron, 2 sulfur cluster binding.
CUUCGCCCCGCCCCGCCCCGCGGAGGCUCCGCGCGGUGGUCAGAACCUUGGCUGGCUCAAGACCGUCACGCGGACUCCGCGGCUGGCCGGUUUUGCGGAGGCGGAGCAAGGAACUAGAGGAAGCAUGGACCUUGAUGGCUCUGAACAAGAUCCUGAAAUGAAGGAAUAUUCUUCUGUCUAUGUUGGGAGAGAAGAGGACAUUAAAAAAUCUGAAAGAAUGACAGCUGUUGUCCAUGAUAGAGAAGUGGUCAUUUUCUACCACAAAGGAGAAUAUCAUGCUAUGGAUAUUCGUUGUUACCACUCAGGAGGACCUUUACAUUUGGGAGAUAUAGAGGAUUUUGAUGGACGACCAUGUAUAGUUUGUCCCUGGCAUAAAUACAAAAUUACUUUGGCAACGGGAGAAGGACUGUAUCAGUCUAUAAACCCUAGAGAUCCAUCAGCAAAACCCAAGUGGUGCUCCAAAGGGGUAAAGCAAAGGAUUCAUACAGUGACAGUGGACAACGGGAAUAUUUAUGUGACUCUUUCUAAUGAACCUUUUAAGUGUGACUCUGAUUUUUAUGCCACUGGAGACUUCAAAGUAAUUCGGAGUUCUUUCUGAUAAAACUAUAUGGCAAUGAAAAA